UAUUCCCUUAAUUGCAACACUAAAGCGUCUUCUACACAAAGGUUGAGACAAGCCACAGAGUGAAAACAAUGAAAAUGUGCUCUUAAGAGUCUGCCAACAUGUUUUACUAAGAUCUACUCGGAUCCCCUGCACUUCAUGGCGACUGUACUCGAUCCUCAUCAUAAAGAUCAUGACUUGGAUGUGGGCACAAAGCUGCGUGUAGAGAAAUGAUGAGGGCUGCAUUGGAUACAGAGAAGGGGGGUCAUGCACCCUCGUUGUCUGAUAUAUUCAAUGAGAUCCUCCUAAAUAUUUUCAGAGAUUCUUAAUUGAUUUAUUUUUCUUUGAAGCAUGAAUAUUACUCUGUACAAUUGCAAUGCCUUGACUUUAGUGAGGUAAGUACACACAGUCCCAGCCAUAAUAACAAAAUUAGAUUUAAAAAGAAAAAACCCAAUGGUACAGAAUUGGCAUAAUAAUUUCUUUCUGGGUUUUGGUUUUCGGCCAAAAAUGUUCAUUUCGGUGCAUCCCCAACGUAAACUGAAUUCACUUGUUAUACCCAUAUUUGAGCUGGCUCACUGGGCUUCUUUGAAAAAUCAGAAAUUAAUCAAGCAUAACAUUCAACCACUAAAACAUUUUUUUUCUGUUCAGGAAUGAAAGUAAAUAACUGUGCUAUUACUAUUUUACUUUUUUUUGUAAAACAGUAUAUUUAAAAAUCAUGGAUAACAAUUAGUAAUUUUAGCAUAAAAAAAUAAAUAUAUGUAUGCAUGCAUACAUAUACACGUGUGUGAGUGUGUAUGUAUAUACAUUUAUAUACAGUGUGUAUAUGUACAUAUUAAGUACUGUGCAAAAUUUUCAGGCACCACCAGCUCUGUUGUUUUUUUCUGUCAAAUUCUGUGAUCAGAGGGAAUUUGGAAUGAAGUGAUGCGACUUAAAGCUGCUCUUAUAUAUUAGUGAGCUGUCAGUGAGUUGAACUCAUGCAACAUGUGUAUGUAAUGCUCAGACCUGGUGUAAUAGAGGUUUUUUACAGCAGAUAUUUCUUUAAAUGAAAUAGUAGGACAAACACAGGAUUUACCAGUAACAUUAAUUAAGGUUCCACUCCAGUAACAGGGCUGUACUAUUGUUCAAGUGUAAGGGUAGAUCACGCUAAAUACUUGACACCUGUAGAGGAUGUUUUUUUCUUUUUUCCUGAUUUUUUUUUUUAACAACAAAAAACUGCAUACAUAUUUUCUGGAUCUGUUCCAGUAAAGUGAAAUAGAAAUAAGUAUCCCCUAUUGUCGUUAUAGCAUUGCUAAAACAACAAAUCUAAUGGUGGACUAAGACUUCUGCACAGUACUGUAUAUAAACAGUAUAUAUCUAUUGGAGUUUUCACAGCUGCUGACCUUUUAAAAUACCUUUAGAGUCCCAUAUUGACUUGGCUAUGAAACUUAUAAUCGGGGAAUAUGAAUGCAUUUCCAACUCAAAAAUGCCAAGAAGUGGGCUGAGAGAAGGAGAGGAGAAGGGAGAGUGGAGGGGGUGUGUUCUGGUAGUGAAAUGUGACACCAAGAUGCAGCUGUGGGGGGAAAUGCUUUUAUGAAAGGGGGAGGAGUCUCAGACAUCCCUACAUGAAAAACAUCAUCAGAGUAAGGUUAAUGGUUGCAUUAUUGGUGCCCAAAACCCUAACCCAAAACAGUUUUAUAUUCUUAUUGAGGGCUGCAACUUACAAUCAUUUUCCCAACUGAUUCAUUUUGUACAUAAAAUAUUGAAAAAUGUUGAAAUGAUGAUGUUCUCCAAUGUGGCGCUGACAUGACUGGACAUAGCACAGGUUAUUUUGUGGCCAGCAGACGAUGGUUGUGGUUGUUUUCCUCUGCCUUAAUAUAUUAAAGUGGCUGGAUCAGCUUUUAUUUUAUAACUGUAAUGUUUUGCACUACAAUUUGACCUAAAUAGUCAGGCUGACAUGCGCAAGAAAGAAUCUGUAGAUUAGCACUAACUCUUCCACAUCCUGUUGAAGUUGAGUCGAGGUGCACGAAGACAUGGGUGUUGUAGUUUGUUUUAAUGGGUCGCUGAAUGUUACUGAUUUUUUUGAGGGAUUAGAGAUGGUAAGAAGCUACACAUGUGUUUUUAUUAAUAUUUCUAUGUGUUGUUUUUGAUGUUUUUCCUUUGGAUUCAGAUACUGGAGGUGCUUGGAGGAGAAUGUGUGGUUUUCCCUCUGUGGAAAAAAGUGCAGGAUUUGUGUAGUAUUUGAAUGUUUGCUUUGUCUGGAUUUUUGUUGCUUCAAUUUCAUAUCCAAACAAGAAAGAAUUUUUUUGAAGGAGGUUGUGUUUAGCAGGUCUGAAUUAAAAACUUGGCAGUUUGUUUAUGGACCACUUUGGGACUAUUCCAUCUUUUGCACAGUUAAAAAGAAAAAGAUUAUGCAUGUCAAGCUCCCCUUUGUAGCUAAGAAUCAUUUCAUUAUUUUUGUCUUUGUUGUGAUAUUAAAGCAGUCUGAGAAAUGAGGGCGUUUCGGUUGAAGUCACAGCCCGUCAGUGAAGGACGAGCCCAUUCACAAGAUUUUAUAUGGAUGUAAAAUGGCACAACAAAUAGUUUCAUACAGAAAAAAAUGUUGUAAAGCAACAUAUUUGACUAUUAAUCAGUCACUGACAUCCCAUCAUAUCUGACAAAACAAGCAGCAAAUGAACAUAUAAUUUUUCAGUGCAGUGAGUUUUCUUCCAUGAAUGAAAGUGUUCGUCUUUCACUUCCUGUAUCUUUUAAUAUUCACCACUAACCCUGAGGUCUGUUUUCACAGCCACACCUUGUACUUAAUACAAGUGUUUUGUUAAAUAAGCAUUUGAUUUGAAAUGUUGAAGACUGUACUUAAUAUUAAUCCUGUUUUAGAUCUUUAGAAAAAACAACAACAAAGACUUUUGGCUUGUUUAAAAUGCAUUUGUGGUAUUUAUAACUUGUGGCAUUCAUGAACUAAUGACAUGCAAUUAAAUAUAUCUAUAUUUAUUACCAGACUGUGGUGUUGAUUUGUGUAUUUUCUGGGACCCACAUAGACAGUAUUCAAUAACCAAUAGUGCGUGUGUGCCGCACUAUAUGUGUGUCAUGCGCACCAGUGCGUGUCAGGCCUGCUGAGGGUGUGCUCAUAUGCUUGCUUGGUUUACUUGUGAGUGAACUACAGCGCACGCGCACUGGGCGAAAUCACAGCCGCGUAGUGUAGUGUAGCUCACCGCUUCCCCCCCCCCCCCCCCCCCCACACACACACACCAGCGACUGCAGAUUUUACAUGUUACGUCGGAAGGAGUCGGUGGGAGACACGGGGCGGAAUCCGGCGAGAGGAGAGAGAUGGAGACCCGGCGUGCAGAAGCUGAUCAUGUGACUCUUGCCUUUACAGUUUAGGGUUUUUUUCAGCCCGGUUAGCAGAUGCAACCUGUCAGUCAUCCCUUUUUUUAUGGCAGCGUUUCCUCAGAGAAUGACAACCUGGUGAAUGCAGACAGGAUGGAGUAAAACACUGGGCAGUGCUAAACACGCGCAGGAUGCGCAUCCCCAGCAGACCUGGCUGUCUCUCUGCCGUCGCUUGUCAAACAUUUUCCUCGGCGCUCGUGUGGAUUGAUCGCUCCCUUCAUCGCCCUCUUGCUGCUGUUGGAGUAUAAUGGAGAGCACUAAGGGCUCCGGCAGCAGCGACACAAAACCGCAGAACCACCAGUUGGAGAAGAAGAGGUUGAACCGAGCGCCUUCCCCGGCCAGACCUUUCCUCAAGGAUGUGCACUCCCGUGCCACAAAACCUUCUGCCAUCCUCCCUAAAUCCCCCAAACUCAAGCAGCAGCAGCAGCAGUCUGCCUCAGUGAACCGCAGCUCCAGACGCACCACGGCGGCCAGAGAGAAACCAGCCGCCGUGAAAAGUAGCAUAAAGCCAACUGUUGCGAAAAACACCUUAAAGGUGCCCCAGCAUGGAGGGGCAGCAGAGCCCAAAACUGCGGUGUCCAAACCAGACAGCAGCGCCUGCAGCAGCCCGAUCCUCACUAAAGGCAAGAAGGUGAAACUAGUCCCUCCAGGCCCUCGUCCUCCGCCGCCUCCUCACACCCAUGGAUCCCCUAUCCGGGUACCGACCGGAGCGACUGUCGGCCGCGUCAGCCACACCGACAGCGGCUCGGACCUGUCGGACUGUCCCUCCGAGCCGCUGUCAGACGAGAACAGGCUCGCGCCGGCAGCCAGUAGCGACGCGGAGUCCGGUACAGGCUCCAGUGACAGGGAUCUGCCAGGAGCUGAUAAUCCGCAUCGGCCAGAAGCGACAGGAGCGUCCGCUUCUCCUCCUCCUCCUCCCGCUGCUGCUCCGCUGCGCCCAGCAGAACCAGCAAGCAUCAUGUCUCAGGCUCGACCCGCUGCUGCAGAGAAACACAAGCAGGACAAACCCGCAACAAGCGCACAAUCCAAACUGCCAGGCACCAGGGAUGUGACCGAGGAGGACCUGCUGAGGGAGAUAGAAGAUCUGAGAUCUGAAAACGACUACCUCAAGGAUGAAGUGGACGAGCUGCGAGCGGAGAUGGAGGAGGUGCGCGACAACUACCUGGAGGAGGAGGUCUACCAACUGCAGGAGCUGCGGAGGGAACUGGACCGAUCCAACAAGAACUGUCGCAUCCUACAGUACCGUCUACGGAAGGCUGAGCAGAAGAGCCUGCGUGUUGCACAGACAGGACACGUGGAUGGAGAGCUUCUCCGUAGUCUGGAGCAAGAUCUGAAAGUGGCCAAAGACGUGUCAGUGCGUUUGCACAAUGAGCUGGAGAGUGUGGAGGACAAACGCAGCCGAGCUGAGGAUGAGAAUGAGCUGCUCAGGCAAAAGAUCAUCGAGGUGGAGAUUUCCAAACAGGCACUGCACAAUGAGCUGGAGAGGACGAGAGAGAGUGUUCUGAGGAGACGAGGAAGCAGGGAAACGUUUAAAGACAAGAAAUCUACGAGUCAGGAGGAUAGUGCAGACCUCAGGUGCCAGCUCCAGUUUGCCAAGGAGGAGUCCAGCCUGAUGAGGAAAAAGAUGGCAAAGCUGGGCCGGGAGAAGGAUGAACUGGAGCAGGAGCUGCAAAAGUACAAGUCCGUUUAUGGGGACGUGGACAGUCCACUCCAUCUGGCUGAAUGCUCUGGCGGAGGCCCGCACACCACUCGAGAAGCUGAGCUGCGAAUGCGACUCAAGCUGGUGGAAGAGGAGGCGAACAUCCUGGGCAGAAAGAUAGUGGAACUGGAGGUGGAGAACCGCAGCCUGAGGGCAGAAAAUGAAGACAUCCGGUGUCAGUACGAAAGGGACUGCUUUGGGCGAGAACCAUUCUCCAGCAUGCCUUCAUCGCCAUAUGGCGGUGACGCACUGGAAUCGGCCAGUGAGCUCCGUCGCCAUCUCCAGUUUGUGGAGGAGGAGGCUGAGCUCCUGCGUCGUUCCAUCUCAGAGAUUGAGGACCACAAUAGGCAGCUGACAUCUGAACUCAAUCGCUUCAAAUUUGGCCCCAGUAGCAGUUCUGGGCCUGUUGGUGAGGAAGGUGGUGAAGUCAUAUUGUUUAAACCAGGUAAUGGUGGAAACGGGAAUGGUUACACUGGCGGGGUGACAGUGGAGGAGCUUAAGUCAGCCAGGAUGCAGAUCAAUGAGCUGAGCGGUAAGGUGAUGAAGCUGCAGUACGAGAACCGCGUCCUCAUGUCAAAUGUCCAGCGCUGUGACCUGGCUGCACACAUUGGCCUACGCACGGGAAGUCCUCGAGACAGUGAUGCAGACAGCGACGCAGGGCGACGAGAGGGUGCUGAAGAGGAAGAGACAGGGCAACUUCUUCUUCUUCAUCCUAAAAGAGAAGGUCCUGUUGGAGGUGAGAGUGACUCUGAAGACAUGUUUGAGAAAACAGCCACCACCUCAGGGUUCGGAAGCAACAAACCAUCAGAUGGAAGUGAGCUCAGUGCUACUGAACUGGCCCUUCGCAGGAGGGAAGAGCGGGAGUCAUUCAGUAAUGUGAAACGAGAGGCGGAAAGGCUGGGAAAGACAGUUGACCGUCUGAUUACGGACACUGACAGUUUGAUCUUUGAGGGCAGACUGAUGGUGACGACAGGAGGGAGCCUGGAGGGAGGAUCAGCGUCAGGAUCCAAACCAGAUACCCAGGUCCUGGACACCAUCAACACCCGCAUGAAGGCUUUCCGCACUGAGCUCCAUAUCUUCAUGGAGAAUCUGGAGCAUGUGGGAGAGGGGCUGAGAGAAAGGACAGAUGACUUAUCACCCAUGCCAAACCUCACAGAGUCCAGCAGCUUCAUGUCCUCAGUCACCUCCAUGUCCCGUGACUCUCCGAUUGGCACCUUUGGAAGAGACCUGGUCUCAGACUUCCAGUUUGUUCAGAGGGAUGAGCUGGAGUGGCGUCUAGGACAGGAGCGAGGCGUGGAGCCCCAAAGCCAGAGCCAUGGUGGGGGUCAGGCCCUAAGCAGGGGAGCCACAGGAUUCACUAGGUACCACAGGCCCCUGGCUUUAAGAGCAGAGCUCCGGGACACUCCUGCUUCUGACAUCCAAUAUCGUCUUGAUCACGAACGAAGGCUUAGGGCACCAACGGAAGAAAGGGAGGUUGUCGUCUCUCAGCCUCAGGAAAAUGACCUGUUGCGUCUCGAGGCUCAGCGUGCAGAUCUGGAGCUGCAGGGUCUGCAGAGUCAUGACGUGCCCUGGACACAGGAGAGGACUUUGCUGCAACAAGAGGUUCGCCUGUUCAGACACAACACCAUCAUCUUUUACAUGAAGCUCAGGUGGAUCCUUAUGCACUGGAGGCUCAGCCGCAAAGACUACACAAGGGAAGAGGCGGGGCAUCCAGAGUUUGAAAAGAUGGAGGGCAUUCCAGAGUUGGGAGUGAUAAUGGAGCAUGCCGAGGGGGAGUCGGACCAAGAUGACAAACUGUGUCUACCAGCAACUCCGGGGGAAGUCAUGGACUCCAGCUUCACCAUCCCUCUGUCGUCCCCUGAUCAACACCUGCGGCAUCAAAGAGAGUUGGGGGAAAACCGUCGCGUGCUGCAGGCCAUGCGGACGCUGCUGGAAGAGUUUCAAGAAGAGCUGCGGGAGGAUGAGUCCUGGCUCUGGCAACUCCAGCAGUCGUACGCCAAUGACAAAGCUGCCUGGGAGGUCAAGUGGGCAGAGAUGAAGUGCCAGGUUGCACAGUUGGAGGAGGAGACACGAGGCCAAGCACAGGGAGGUGAAGGGGAAGCAGCAGGAGAUCCUGAGUGGGCCUUGAAGCAGGAACGUGAGGAGCAACGGCGUCUGCUGGCUGAGAGUCACAGCACCUCACUGGACCUUCGCUGGAAGCUGCAGCAUGGAGAGAAGAAGUGGACUCGUGAGCGCGCUGAGCUGUUGGAGCGCUUUGACUGGGAGCGACAGGAAUGGAAAGGCACCAUGAGGGAGCUCCACCGCAAGAUGGACAGGAUGCAGAGAGAGUUGAACACCCAGCGAAGCGAAGGUAUUGAUGUCAAAGAUGGCAGCUUUGCCCCCGGAGGUGUCUUUUCUCCUCAGGACAGUCCCUGCAAUGUGCCUCACUCCCCACGCUCACCCUGUACGUCCACACUCCCCCUGGCCCCUCCCACACGCUCUCACUCAGACUCUGAGGCAAUGCUUGAGGAACAAGGGGCCGCACUGAGGCUUAAAGGUCUGACGGAAAACCUGUUCCUGGACGCACUGUCCUUGGACCCCCUCAGUGGCCUGGAGGUGCCACUACCCUCCAGACUUGAGAGUGAGAAGAGGUUUCCCUGCAUGAAGGAGGCUCUGAAUGAGAUUUCGGAGAGAGAAGGUGCUCCUGCGUACCCAGAGGAGGAGAUGAGCGGUGGCAGUCUGCUCAGAGCUAAGUCGGUGUGCUCCAUGAGUGACUUCCAGAGGCUAAUGGACAGCUCGCCAUUCCUCCCCGACAAAACUCGUCACGGGGAUGGGGCCCAAGACGACGUCACUCCACCUCUGUCCCCAGAUGACCUCAAGUACAUCGAGGAGUUCAACAAUAAGGGCUGGGACUUCCCAUCAGCCACCUCUGGCUCAGGUCCUGCCCAGGAGGCUUGGACAGACAAAACCUCUGAUGUACAAGGAGGGGAACCCAUUCCUGAACCAUUCCAGCCACCUUCCUGGUUCCUCACCACCAGCGCCACAUUGACCACCAGCACCCUGAGCAGCCCUGAGCACUGCCACAAGUCCCCACUGAAGGGCAAUGGAGCAGGGUCUGCGGGGGUGGGAGCGGAGCACUAUGGGGGGCACAUCCUCCACAGCCCCACCAGAUCUGGGGCAGUGGUACACCCCACUGCCCAAGACCCAGAAUUCCUGUAUGCCAAGGGGACCAAAGCUACAGGUGGUGGUGAAGCUGGGGUGGGAGCCAGUGGUCCAGAUGAGGUGUUUAGCAGUGGGAGGUGGUCAUGUGGACUUUUGGAGAGUGGGGGGCUAAUAACUUCUCCCAGUCAAUCUCCUAUCUGCCCCACAGUGGCCUUUGCCUCCUCUCUAGAGCUUCAGCUCUCCAGAAACAUGAGUGAUGACAUGAAGGAGGUAGCCAUCUCUGUGAGAAAUGCCAUCCGCUCUCCACAGGGGCCUGUCGUCCGAGACACUGCCUGUCAGACCAACGGACUCACCACGCGAGGCACUCAGACCACACAGACAAUCAGCGUGGGUCUGCAGACAGACCUGCUGCGGAACCUGACCAGCAGCCCCCACCGCUGCCUCACACCCAAAGGUGGCGGUACACCCAUCUCUUCCCCGUCACGCAGCCUCAGGAAGGUUCAGUACUCUCCUGUGAUCCAGAGUAAGUUUGAACGACCCUGCUGCUCGCCAAAGUACGGCUCACCCAAACUUCAGCGCAAACUCUCUACAAAUAAUAAACCAGAGCUGCCGAACACGAGCCGUGCUCCCACUCCCACCACACCGCAGAAGAGCAGCAGUGAGUCUGCAUGGGCUCGCUCUACCACCACGCGCGACAGUCCCGUCCACACCACCAUCAACGACGGUCUCUCCAGCCUCUUCAAUAUCAUCGACCACACCCCUGUUGUUUAUGACUCCAUUCAGAAAUUCAACAAGUCUCCCAGUCGCUCGCGCCCCACGUCCGAGCCCGGCCAAACUCAAGCCGCUCUCGCCACAGACCGAAACAUGCAGGAGUGUUCGCGGACAGUUCGAGGGCGUUCCCCCAGCCCUGUGCAGCUGAUCGUGGAGACUCAGGGGGACAAAAACCCAGAGCUGGUGAGUGUACGGCAGGACCUGUCCGCCCCGCCGGGCUACACGCUGGCUGAAAACGCAGCCCGCAUCCUCAAUAAGAAGCUGCAGGAGCAGAACAUCAGAGAGGAGAGGAGGCUGCAGGCUGGAGGACAGAGCAACCACCACAGCAGGGACAGCAGCAGGCAGGCCGACUCAGACAGAGGACAAUCUGCAUGUGUGGAGGACCUGCCACGCUCUCCUGUGGCUCCGCCCCUGGACUCCUGCUUCCUACGACCGGCCCGCCCAGCCAACCGCAGACCCCCCUCGCGCUGGGCCACCCGCUUUUCCUCCCCGAAGUUGAGAGAGGCCUCCAAGAGGAGAUUCAUCUUCCCGCCACAAGGACACAGGAAGGAGUUGGCAUGAGCACGUCCUCUACCUCCUCUCUCCCUCUUCCAGCUCAGCCUAAAAAAGAUACAGUACCUCAGAAGCCCCGUCCCAUAUCCAGACUCCUUAAGAGGUGGAGCCUGAAUGGAGGGGUUGGGAUCCACCCAGUAGCACCAGCUGACCAUGAAGGAACCAGAACUUCAUUUUAGAAGAACCUGGAAUGUACUGUUGUCUCAAUAGAAGAAUCAAUAAAUGUAACCACAUUUCCAUAAGAGGUGCCUGCACACACACACACACACACACACACACUUGAUUUAAACAUCAUCCAACACACAUAUAUAUAUAUAUAGAUAUAUAUAUAUAUAUAUAAAAUACAUAUAUUUUAAUAACUUUACUAACUGUAUGUGCUGUUGCAUUUGAUUGUUUACACCAUUUAUUUUUUCUACUUUUAUGUUGUCAUGAAUCAGUUCAUGCUCAAAUACGUAAUUAUGCAAGAGCGUCCGUACCUGACAUAGUGUUUCUAUAAUGCUAAGUUAUAAAAAAGAAAAACAACAUUAAAUCAUCAAAUUAUAUACAACCAGCUGAUGCACUUAGAUUAGGAUUACUUAAUAAAACUAGAGAAAUCAGUCAGAGAGUGCAAACCUCUCAGGCCCGGUCAUACAUACGUCACAUGUCUUUGUAGAGAGGCUUCACAGAUCUGUUCACACGUUACAAAGCUCCGCCUCAACCUAUUUCCAUAUGUUAGAAUUUCCGAUGUCAUGGGGAGUUCCAGUCCCAGAUGAAGGAACUCUCCAUGAACGCAGAGCAACCUGGCAUCAGUUUAUGUCAGGAUUCCUAACACUGCUUUUUUUAUGUUUAUUUCUUUAUCUCACAGCAACUCAGUCAUACACAUAGCACCGUUUGAUUUUGAAUCAUGCUGUUUGCAUAUGCCAAAUACCAUGUAGAGAUUAUUAUUGACUGGUAUUGCUAACAAUGAUGUUUGGGUCCAUGGUUUUUUUGCCACUCCCAGCUCUGAUUUCUGAUGUAAAUGCAAGACAGCGUUGUUUGGCGAGAGCCGCGUUACUGUCAAACUGGAGUUGUGUACGAGUUUGUCUGUCCUUGGGUGGAUGACAAAAUGUACGUAAUGUGGUCAUUACAGAUUUGUUGUGUGCAUGUGCGCAGUGUGACUUCCUCCACUUUAAGUCAUUUCAGAGUUCAGAGAUUCCUUUUAAUUCAAGAACUUAUAAUUGAAGUUUUCUCAAUAUAACUAAAGUGCAGUGCUGAAGUGUCAUUACAGAGAUAUGAAAUGAGCAUGUGUAUAUAUCAUGUGUGGAGGGUGGCAGAAGAAUGCAAAAUUACAAAAUAAUUUUGUGCCAGGAGUAAAAAGUGUGCAGUGUAAGGUCAGAGGUCAUGGGAAGUCGUCACACUGAGCACAUGUGCAGAACAAAUCGGGUUUUCCAGUCGUGUCACAAAAUCUAGUGGACCUCUGCGUACAUGCAGACUCGGAGAGUAUGACCAGCCCUCAGUGUUUCUACACUCACUGUAUGUACAGUGACCCUGAGUCUAGAUUCCAGUCCAGAUCAGCACUGACCAUUUCUUCCUUGGGAUAUUAUCUACAUUUCAAGAAGGUUUAACGCGGCUCAAACAAACAUGUCUGGAAACAUAACCUUUCUGGUGGGGGUAACAAUAGCAUUCAUGUUUGUUGUUGUUUAUUUUCAGCCUUUAAAGAUGGAUGUUUCUGUGUAGUUCACUGAGAGGACGAGGCGAAACAUGCUUCACUGGGUCUGAAGCAGAGACACAUGAUGUCAUUUCUGAUGCUAACGACAUCAGAAUCAACGCCUGGCUCUGUGAUCGUGUUGAGAACACGGAAAUAACCCUUAUGCAUAAGUGGAAGGCACUUUUACAAAUAUCAGUGAAAUAUCUGCAUGACUUUGAACACUAGCUUACACAUAGAGCUCUAGUCUUGUGAUCACUCAGCUCCGCCAUGAGGGAAGAAGAAGAAAAACAAUAUUUGUGACAGGAAGUGUCGAGCUGGCGGUGUGUUUCAUUUGUUGUCACAUGUGGUUUGCAAUGACUAAAGAUUUAAAAAAAAAAAAAAAAAAAACUUUUAAAGUAAAUUAUUGUAUUUACCAGACUGUCUUUGUAUAGUUGUUACUAUUGCAUAUGAAUCCCUUUUUCUUUUGAGAAGAAAAAGGGAUUGUGAAUGUUUAAAAUGAAAAGUCUACAUCAAAAAGUCCAAUGAUCUAUAGUCUUAUGUAAAUAAUACAUGUAAUAAACAUGAAUGUGUAUUUACAAGA
Molecule: messenger RNA, 11745 nt
Organism: Solea solea (common sole)
Lineage: Eukaryota; Metazoa; Chordata; Actinopteri; Pleuronectiformes; Soleidae
Product: microtubule cross-linking factor 1
Exons: 15
Coding region: 3584-9508 (1974 amino acids)
Biological process (GO): regulation of autophagy
Source: RefSeq, a predicted model, not a curated record